GUUAGGCCAACACAUGAGUUGACAAUCCACUCUAGCAAUUAGCAAUUGGAAAGGAACUUUUCAUCUGUUAGAAUCUGCUUAGAAUGUAUGGAAGCUCUUAAUGCUUUCAGCAAGUUAUACCAAGUAGUGAAACUAGGGAAAUUCAUCACAGCAUUUCCGAUUCAUACUAGUUCUUUUCAUUUUAAGUUUAAUCCUCAGUGGGGUUCUAGAAAGAAAAAUAGAAAUAUAAAGCUGAAAAAAUUGUAUUUGGGAGAAAUGGCUGAUCCAGAAAUAGAGCAAAUACUCUCACCUUUGAGGGCCCUAGUCAAAGAACAAGGUGACUUGGUGCGUAGCCUUAAAUCAGCUGGGGCACCAUAUAUUGAAGUGAAAAAAGCGGUGGCUGAAUUGAAAGCUCGCAAAAAAAUCCUAGAAGAUAAAGAACUUAGUCUAUCACCCAAUGUUACUUUUGAUAGAGCAAGAAUGGAAGAUUUAUUGAAACGAAGGUUUUUUUAUGAUCAGUCAUUUGCAAUAUAUGGUGGUAUAACAGGCCAGUAUGAUUUUGGGCCUAUGGGAUGUGCUUUCAAAUCAAAUAUACUACAAACAUGGAGACAGCACUUUGUUAUGGAAGAACAUAUGCUGGAAGUUGAUGCAGUUACUCUUACACCUGAACCUGUACUCAAAAAAUUUCGUAAAUAUCUUGUUGUGCCUACACCACCUCGUCGAAGAUGCGAAAUACUUCCACGUCAGGAAGAUGCAUGUUGGUGGACAUCAAAGCUCGGACGGCUUCGUAAACGGUUAGUCCGGCUCAGAAGAAUCUUGACAAGAGCACGCAAAUCUAAUAGGAAGGAUACUGAGGAAUGCUUUCUUGAAUAUAAGCAGGCAAGAAGAAAUUUGAAAAAAGAAAUAAAGAAAAGCAAAAAAUUAUACUGGCACUUCAUUCGUAUAUUCUUAGAUAGCAAUCCAUGGCACACUUCAUACAGAGCUUCAGGUCACGUGGAUAGAUUUGCUGAUCUCAUGGUGAAAGAUCUGAAAACCGGUGAAUGCUUCAGAUUGGAUCACUUAAUAAAAGCACACCUUGAACUUGUGUGUGCUGAUAAAAAGACAUCAUCGCAGUUGAAGGAGCAUUGUGAAGAUAUCGUAGUGAAGCUUGAUGGUAUGAAUAAAGAUGAAAUGGCUGAAUUGCUGAAAGAAUUCAAUAUUAAGAGUCCAUUGACUGGUAAUGACCUCACUGAGCCCAUCGAAUUUAAUCUGAUGUUUUCCACCCAAACUGGUCCUUCAGGUCAGACCAAAGAGUUUCUAAGACCAGAAACGGCCCAGGGUAUCUUCGUUAAUUUCAAGAAUUUGUUAGAAUUCAAUGAGGGAAAACUUCCAUUUGCAGCAGCGCAAAUAGGUCAUGCAUUCAGAAAUGAAAUAUCACCUAGAUCUGGUUUGAUACGUGUAAGGGAAUUUACAAUGGCAGAAAUCGAACAUUUCGUUGAUCCUGAAAACAAGAAACACCCCAAGUUCAAUUCCGUCAGAGACACUGAACUGAUCUUGUAUUCCGCCUGCAAUCAAAUGGACGGUAAAGCUGCCGAGAAGAAAACUAUCGGAAAGGCAGUGGAUGAGGGUUUGGUAGCCAAUAGUACACUCGGUUACUUCAUGGCCAGAAUACAAGCAUUCCUCAUCAGAUGUGGUGUAGAUCCAAAAAGAUUGCGGUUUAGACAACAUAUGAAUAAUGAAAUGGCUCAUUAUGCAUGUGAUUGCUGGGAUGCUGAAUGUCUGACAAGUUAUGGAUGGAUUGAAUGUGUUGGUUGUGCUGAUAGAUCCGCAUAUGAUCUCACUCAACACACUGCUGCCACCAAAGUGAAAUUAACAGCCGUAAGAAAUCAACCGUUCAGAGAUAUUAUUGAAUUUACUCCAAGUGUUAUAGAACCUUCAUUUGGAAUUGGAAGAAUUAUGUAUGCGAUAUUUGAACACAACUUCAAAAUGCGCGAAAACGAUGAACAACGUACUUAUUUCGCAUUGCCAGCUAUUGUGGCUCCAGUGAAAUGCAGUGUUCUACCAUUGAGUCGAAACGAUGAAUUCGAACCGUUCAUUAAAUUGUUAUCUGCUGCUCUCACAAAAGUUAAUGUCUCGCACAAGGUAGAUGACAGUUCUGGAUCUAUAGGACGAAGAUAUGCUAGGACAGAUGAAAUUGCUAUUCCUUACGGCAUAACAAUUGAUUUCGAUACACUCAAAGAACCACAUUCUGUAACAUUGAGGGAAAGAGAUUCUAUGAAUCAGAUACGAAUAUUGCUUGACGAAGUAGCUACUGUUGUUCACAACUUAUCAUUCAACAAAGAUAAUUGGGAAAAUGUUGUUAAGAUGUACUCAAAUGGACCUCAAGCGUUCGAAGUCACAGUAGAUAAAAAUUUGAUUGAAUCUAAACCCGAUAAUGUACCGAAAUUUGCCAGUUCUGCAUCAAACAAUUCAAUGGAUAAAAAUAAAUUGGAUGAUUUGUUAAAACAGAGAUUCUUUUAUAAUCCAUCGUUUGAGAUAUAUGAUGUUUUCAAUGGCAAAUAUGACUUUGGGCCUAUGGGUUGUGGCAUAAAAUCUAAUUUGCUAGAAAAUUGGAAGAAUCAUUUUGUUAUGGAAGAACAGAUGCUAGAAAUCGAUUCAUCUAUAUUAACACUCGAGCCAGUACUCAAAGCAUCUGGUCACGUGGAUGAAUUCAACGAUGUGAUGGUACAAGAUUUAGGGAACGACGAAUACUUCAGAGUGGACCAUUUGGUGAAACAAAGUCUUGAACAACUUUGUCUGAAUGAAAAAACAUCAUCAGAAACUAAAACUGAAUAUGAAGAUAUCAUUCGCAAGAUCCGAGGUAUGAACAGAGAAGAGAUAGCCAAUAUCUUGAAAAAACUCGACAUCAGGAGUCCCUCAACUGGCAACCAGCUCUCUGAACCGGUCGAAACUAAUCUGAUGUUUGCAACUCAGAUUGGACCAUCUGGAUUGAUUAAAGGAUUUUUACGUCCGGAAACAGCUCAAGGUAUCUUUGUAAAUUUCAAGAGAUUAUUAGAAUUCAAUCAAGGAAAACUUCCAUUUGCUGCAGCUCAGAUAGGCAAAGUAUUCCGUAAUGAAAUAUCUCCGAAAUCGGAGAUUCUGAGGGUUAAAGAAUUCACAACUGCAGAAAUUGUACAUUUUAUGGACCCUAUAGAAAAAGAACAUCCGAAGUUUGAUUCUAUCAAGAACACUGAAAUAAUAGUUUAUCCUAUUACUCAUCAAAAACAAGGAAAACCUGCUGAAAGUAAAAAAAUUGCAGAAGCAGUCGAAGAGGGUUUAGUUGCUAAUGGUACUAUUGGAUACUUUAUGGCACGAACCCAAAUAUUCCUCGUCAAAUGUGGAAUAAUUCCUGAGAGAUUGAGGUUCAGACAACACAUGGACAAUGAACGAGCUCAUUAUGCAACUGAUUGCUGGGUUGCAGAAUGCCUCACUAGUUAUGGUUGGAUUGAAUGUGUAGCCUGCACAGAUAGAUCCAAUUAUGAUCUUACCCAGCACAGUAAAGCUACGAGUGUAAAAUUGAGUGCAGAAAGGAGAUUGACCUCUCCAAAAGAAGUUAGUGUAACGGAAGCUGUUCCAAACAAAGGUAAAAUAGGAAAAACAUUCAAGAAGGAUGCAGCAUUUAUUCCAAAAGCCUUUGAAAAGAUGCAGCUUGAAGAAAUUGAAGAUCUUGACAAGAAAAUGAAUGAUGAGGGAAAAUACAUUCUAGAUAUAGAUGGCAAAAAAUUCACUUUGGAAAAGGACAUGGUUGAAGUGAAGAAGUAUCAACAAAUUAAACAUGUCGAGGAAUUCAUUCCUAGUGUUAUUAGUCUUUCCUUUGGUGUUGAAAGAUUGAUGUAUUCCAUAUUGGAACAAAAUUUUAAAGUACAUGAUAAAGAGCAAAACCACUACUUGUCACUUCCUACAAGUAUUGUGCCAAUUAAAUGUAGCAUUUUAUCCACUCGUAAAGAAUCUGAAUCACAUGAGUACAUUGAAUCUAUAACAUCUUCUUUGAGUAAACUGGAUAUUUCUCACAAAGUAGAGCACAGAGAUAUCUCUUUGGAAAAAUUGUUUCUCAAAACAGAUCAAAUUGCAAUACCCUACAGCAUACUCGUUGAUUCUGAUACUGCCAAAGUACCACACACUGUUAUUUUGAGAGAAAGAGAUUCCACUACCCAAAUCAGGAUUCCGAUUGAUGAUAUUGCAAGCGUCGUCCAGAAGUUACUGUCAAAUAAUGAUGAAUUUGAAAAUGUUAUUAAAAAAUAUUCGCUAUCGCUUAUGAAUGAAAUCUCAGCUUAAUACGAUACACAUAUGUUGAUACAGUGAACGAAAUAAAACAUAUAAUUGAUUGA
Messenger RNA from Coccinella septempunctata (seven-spotted ladybird), 4325 nucleotides. RefSeq names its product glycine--tRNA ligase. Gene Ontology annotation, molecular function: glycine-tRNA ligase activity; ATP binding. Gene Ontology annotation, biological process: mitochondrial glycyl-tRNA aminoacylation. Gene Ontology annotation, cellular component: mitochondrion; cytoplasm. The coding region runs from base 88 to 4272 and encodes 1394 amino acids. The transcript is spliced from 22 exons. The record is from RefSeq and is a predicted model, not a curated record. Lineage: Eukaryota; Metazoa; Arthropoda; Insecta; Coleoptera; Coccinellidae.